GCUUUUCUAUGCUUCUACAAAUGUCAACAUACGUUCAUAGAACUAGAAAAUUCAAUCUUCUCAUAACUUAACCUGAAAGAUCAGAUCCUUUCUUUCAGCUGUCGCCGAAGUCUAAGCUCAUAUUAGAUUUGUACAUCAACAUGUCCGACGGUGAGGUGGAAACUGUCCAGCCAGUCCCUGUCUCCAGUGGGGCAAUGGACGUAAAUCAAGCACUCCAAGAAGUGUUGAAGAAUGCCUUGAUUGCUGAUGGUGUCAUUCAUGGAUUACAUCAAGUUUGCAAAGCUCUAGACAAAAGAGAAGCCCUUCUCUGCAUAUUGGCUGAGAACUGCGACGAUGAGAGAUACAAAAAACUUGUAUCAGCUCUUUGUGCUGAGCACUCAAUUCCUCUAAUUAAAGUCGACAACAAUAAGAAAUUGGGAGAAUGGAGUGGUUUAUGUAAAAUUGACUCUACAGGAAAAGCAAGGAAGAUUGUUGGGUGCUCAGGAGUAGUGAUCAGUGAAUGGGGAGAAGACACACCAGCACUAGAUGUUUUAAAAGAAUAUAUUAAAACUAAGUAAUGUAAAUAUAAGUGAAUGAAUGAAACAUUUUCAAAAAUGGAA
Molecule: messenger RNA, 599 nt
Organism: Coccinella septempunctata (seven-spotted ladybird)
Lineage: Eukaryota; Metazoa; Arthropoda; Insecta; Coleoptera; Coccinellidae
Gene: RpS12
Product: 40S ribosomal protein S12
Exons: 4
Coding region: 141-557 (138 amino acids)
Biological process (GO): translation
Cellular component (GO): ribosome; cytosolic small ribosomal subunit
Molecular function (GO): structural constituent of ribosome
Source: RefSeq, a predicted model, not a curated record